This is a messenger RNA of Solea solea (common sole), 8623 nucleotides long. RefSeq names its product par-3 family cell polarity regulator beta b (gene pard3bb). Bases 374 to 4048 code for a protein of 1224 amino acids. Gene Ontology annotation, cellular component: apical junction complex; adherens junction; cell cortex. Gene Ontology annotation, molecular function: phosphatidylinositol binding; protein binding. Lineage: Eukaryota; Metazoa; Chordata; Actinopteri; Pleuronectiformes; Soleidae. Gene Ontology annotation, biological process: establishment of centrosome localization; cell adhesion; intracellular protein localization. The transcript has 27 exons. The record is from RefSeq and is a predicted model, not a curated record.
UGGAGGAGCUGGUCAUGAACUGGCCAGCUGCAGCAGCAGCGGACCGUACGGCAGUGAAGGCAUCUCCAAACUUUUCCAACACACAGUGAAGUGGUCUCUUUACUUUGCGUUGUCGUCUGCUGUUUUAUCCCCUGACAAUGACAACAGCCACCUCACUGCCGUACAGUGUCUGCCGUUGAUCAACUGGAUGCUACAGUGCUUGGCCGCUUGGAGAGAAGAAAAACAUGCGAGGGGGAAAACUUCUGGAAUGAUGCCUGAGCGACUGCAUCCCUCCCUCCCUCCAAAGUUCAGCUAAGCUUGGAGCCUUUCUGUGUUGUUGUUAUCAUCACCCCUAUCCAAAAGGGCCCACAUCUUGGAUGAAGAGGCGAGUGCAAUGAUGAAGGUGACCGUGACAUUUGGGCAGACGGGAGUGGUGGUGCCCUGCAAGGAGGGUUGGACUGUGAGGGACCUCAUCCAGCAAGCCACACAGAGAUACAGGAAACUUCUUGAACAGGAAGGGGAUUUCUUGGUUCGGACUCACCACGUUGAAUACUGUGAUGGGGGGAUUCUAGACCCUGACGACAUACUCAGUGAUCUGGUAGAAGACAAGGACAAGCUGAUGGCGGUGUAUGAGGAACAGGAAGCCCAGCAGAGGGGUGUGGCUAACACAAGUCUAGCUCCCAGCCCUGAACUCUACCAGUCUGAGCUCUCUGCGUUCCAGCCAAUUGCUGGGGGGGAGAUUGAAGUUAAUUCCUCAGUGCUCAAGUCCAACACCCCCCUGCUGGUGAGAAGUAGCAGUGAUUCAGCCCUCAACCCUCAGCUGACAGAGAGUGAACCUUCCCACAAUGGAGACGCUACUGAAAUGGUAGCCUGUCCUGCUGUGGAGAGGCCUGCAGGAGCAGACCGAGCCCAAGGCAAACACGCCUUCAGUAACGGCCUGACCAGAACAGUAGAGAUCCUUGGAGAGGAGAGUCCCCUUGGAAUCCAUGUGGUCCCCUACUGCUCUUCCCUCAGUGGACGGUCUCUUGGCCUGUACAUCCGUGGUGUGGAGGAAGAGAGUCGCUCAAGAAAGGAGGGCUUGUUUCAAGUGGACGAGUGCAUCGUCAAGAUCAACAACACCGACCUCAUGGACAAGACAUUUAGCCAAGCCCAGGAAGUUUUUCGUCAGGCAAUGCGGUCGCAUUUUGUCCAUUUGGACGUAGUUCCCUCCUCCAACCGAGAGCGCUAUGAGAAGAGUCUAAUUGGUCAGCUGUUUGGCAACAACAACAGCAGCGGCCCAGGCAACAGCCCCAGAAUCAUGAGGACCAAAGAGCCACCGCCUCCUGUCAAAGCCAAACCUGUCUUUAAGCCCUUUGAGAAUCCAGCCGCACGAUUUCCAGAGGAAGCUGCCACUCUGGAGGCUACUAUUGGUACCCCCAAAGGCAGGAGUGAGAGCCCUCUUCUUAAGAAGAGUCCUGCCCUCCCCAGCUUGGUGGCCAGCAAGAGAGGAGGACGAAAAUUGAGGAUCGACUUAACGAAAGGCUCAGAGGGUCUUGGUUUCACCGUCGUAACCAGAGACUCGUCGGUCCACGGUCCCGGUCCCAUUCUAGUUAAAAACAUUCUGACACGUGGAGCUGCUGUCAAAGAUGGACGCCUGCAGUCCGGGGACCGCAUACUCGAGGUUAACGGCGUGGACAUCACCGGUGUGGGCCAAGAGGAGCUGGUGUCGAUGCUUCGAAGCACGCGGCAGGGAGAGAGCGUUAGCCUCGUGGUCCUGCGGCAGGAGGACAUGUUCCUGCCUCGAGAGAUGAAGGAGGAGGUGUCCCGAGUACCUGGCUUUGUUGUGGAGAACGGCAAGGAGCAGCUGAUGUUCGAGGUUCCCCUGAAUGACACCGGCUCGGCAGGGCUGGGCGUCAGCCUCAAAGGGAACAAGUCCAGGGAGACGGGAGAGGAUCUGGGAAUCUUCAUCAAGUCCAUCAUACACGGAGGGGCGGCGUACAAGGAUGGCCGUCUGUCCAUCAAUGACCAGCUGGUCGCCGUAAACGGAGAGACGCUGCUGGGACGCUCCAAUCACGACGCCAUGGAGACGCUGCGCCGCUCGAUGUCGCACGAGGGGAACGUGAGGGGGACCAUUCAGCUCGUGGUGCUGAGGGUUCUGAAGGAUCAACACGGCGUUUCACCCAAUCGCUCGUUCGACGGCUCCUUCGGCCUCUCGAUGAGUCCAGUGAACGGUCAGACGGGAUCGGUCGGUCAAGCCAACGGCCCCGUCCUCCCUCCCAUGGUGGCCAACUCUUUCUACGGGUCUAAUGUGACCAAUGGGAGUUAUUCUCACAUGGAUGAGGAAGAUGACGGGGAGCUGUACGGGCACGAGGAGUUCAACAGCUCUGCCCAACACUCCUACUUACAGGAGAGAGAAAACACUCAUAUCUCCAGGACAGCUCAGCCACAGUCUCCGAGCCAGAACCACAACCAGAACCAGAACCAGAGCCAACGUCAGUUCCAGCACGUGAAGGCCUCAAAGAGCAUGGACCUGGGUACGACUCAGAAUCAGCAGCACACUGUGGCAGACGAGAGCAACGUGGGAUCCCUGGUUGGAAACAUCGCAGCCCUGUCGAGUCCCGUAGAACUCGGCCCUACCCUCGGCCUGAAGAAGUCCAGCUCGUUGGAGAGUCUCCAGACGGCCAUGUCGGAGGUCAACAGGAAAAACGAAGUCCUCCCAUUCCACCGCCCUCGCCCAAAUAUGGUCAGGGGAAGAGGCUGCAAUGAGAGCUUCAGGGCGGCCAUUGAUAAGUCCUAUGAUGGGCCACCGGAGGAGGAUGAUGAUGAUUGCUCGGACCCGAGUUCAGGCCGCGACACCCCCGCGAGCAGUUCGUCCCGCCAGGGAGUGGCCGAUCAGAUCGAGGAAAAGGGCAAGAAAGACAAGAAAAAGAAAGUGAAAGCGAAGAAGAAAGAAAAGAACAAGGGGAAAGGGAAAGAGAAAGAGAAAAACAAGGUGGAGGAGCCUGAAGAGACGGAGAAGAAGAGCAAGAAAAUAGGAUUUGGCCUUCUGAGAUUUGGCAAGAGAAAAGAUGAGAAGAAAGAAGCAAAAGCAGCCGUGCAGCGACACAAGUCAGACCUUCUGAGUGACCACGAGUUUGAGAAGAUGAAAGAGGAGAGGGAAAGAAUUGAGGCAGGCCACCCUGAGUUGCAAGGUGCCAGGUCCACUUAUCCAGAUGUGGAGGACGACGACACAGACCCCAACUAUGCCCGGAUACAAUCCUUCAGGGACCGAGACACGGGUUCGGUGCCGCAGCCACUGCCUCAGUCGCCUCCCUACAGUACGAUUCCGCACACCCACGCUCGCAACGCUUCCCCGCAGACCACUUCUACCUUUCCGGGGCACGGAAAUCAUGCUAAUGACCCCGGAGCUGUCCCCGAUGACGACCACAUCGAUAGGCUGUAUGCCAAGGUCAAUAAACCGCGGACGGUUGGGACUACUUCUCCUCCGGCGUCUGCUGCUGCUGCUGCUGCUGCUGCCAAUGACAGCAGCAGUGUAGACAGGAUCCAGCAGCUAAGACGAGAGUACCAGCAGGCAAGGAGAGAAGGAAUCGUUCCGCCCUACGAAGAGCUGGACCCACGACGCCGAGGGCACGAACCCGACCCGCACAGAAUGCCAGGCAGAGGGACAGAUCCUCGGCUGGCACCACGUUAUGAAGAGGUGGAACGACAAUAUGCCUCCUUACCAAGACGGGGUCCACUGGAUCCAGCGGAGUACCCCAUGCAGCCUUGGUCUGGUCAUUACCCCGGACCUCCUCAGAACCCGCAGGGAUACCCGCAGCCCAUGCCCUACCCUAACUCCAACGCCCAGUCUGCUCCUUCUUACCCUGGCUUUCCACCGGGCCAGCCGUACCCACGUCCAGGCGACCCUCGGGGUGUUGACCCUCGGGGUGUUGACCCUCGGGGCGUUGACCCAGGCUACUACCCUCCUCUGCCCAGCUCCCAACAGAGAGGGCCUUUAAGACAGGAUGUACCCCCAUCCCCUACCCCUCCCCUGCGGGGUCUACGGUACGACACUAUGAUGCGCGGAACUGGGGGUGGAGGCUACAGGUAGGGUGACUUUGUGGAUGAAGACAAUCCCAGGCACCUGGUGGAUCACAAUCCAGUCCAUAAUAGCCACACUGUGGAGGUGGGAAGACGACAGCAACACCAAACCAACCCAAGACAGAAGAAUGCCACGACUGCAGCUGUGUAGAUGAAUCAGGUCUCGACAUAACACAUGUUGAUAGCUUUCUGUUGUGCCUCUGCUUUCCCUACUGCACUGAUGUAUUUUGAAACCUCUUAUUGGUUUUUAAUCACCAUCAUUAUUUUUACAGUGUCCUCUCUGUUGAAAAGUAUGUGGUAAUACAUGGGCAGACAAAGUAAGAGAGGAGUCACAUAAAAUAGCAUGGAGAGUCUCCCUGGAGUAUUAGCAGGGUUUUUGCUUUGCAAUAUUCUCUCACUGAGUUAGUUAAAGCGGAACUUUGCAAUUCUGGUCAGUUGUUUUUUUUUUUUUUUGCCUUUUUCUCUUGUGCCUACCGCUUUAUCCUCACUGUCGUAAAACCUCACGAGACCUUUGAUUUCAGGUCGCAACCCUGAGCUUGCAAGGUUGGAUCUCCACUAAAAGACAGUAGGGGGAGUGGAGACGGCCCCUAAUCUCAACCAUCACAAUGACUCCCAAGCUGUUACAUUAGGGUGAAAAUCCUGCAUAGUUCCGCUUUAAUUUGAGAUGAGAAUAGAGACAUAGAUUACCUUAAAAAGCCAAACAGUAGCAUUUAUUAAGACUGAAGCAACUCGCGUUUACAAAAAUAUGACUGUGAGGCUAUGAGUCUGCCCCUGAGGUUAUGUCAUUUGUUCAGAAAAAAUCACUUUAACGUGUCGCUAUACGGCCUUUGUACAGUUUCAAUCAUUUUUAAGUGCGUUUCAAUGCACCUAACUAUUUACAUUAAGUGCAAGAUUGUGCCUUUUGGUAUCACCAUCAAGAGAUGACGACCUAGUGAUUCUUUUACUCAAUAAAAACAAACAGACAAAAAUGGCUAUGUUCACUAUUAAGAGAAGAAGUGAAUCAACAGUUUGAGGAAUCGCUGCUGGAGUGUAAUGAAGCAGGGUUCGCCACUCCGCUCCAAAGAUUAUCUCGAAAAUCAUUUGCCUUUUCAUCGCGAAACGACAGCGCUCCGCGAGACAUCGAUCAAGCAAUCAGCCGUUUUGAAAGUCUUUCAAUGAAAGGUUGUCAACAACAUGUGUUCUGUUUGGUAAAUUGGAAUCCUUGGAAAAAUGUGUUCUUUGUCCAAAAGAGUAAAAGCUAAAAAAAUUCACAGUGAAUGUGGCAGCGUUCAAAAAAAAAAUUCAUAAUAAUAAUAAUGGAUGACAGUUAUUUGUGAUAAUCGCACACAAAAACACGUCUCGUGUGCAAGAGCCUUAAUGAAGUAAACGCGCGGUCCUCCGUUCUAGACGUCUUUUCAUAAUUGAAGUGCAGCCACGGCACGGUAUCUAUCUUUACGUGUAAUGCUUUUUUUUAAUUCUUGCUCUUCUUUUUUUUUUAUUAUUAUGUCACUCAAUAGAAAUGAGUCGCAUUUUUAGUGCAGGACUAAAUUGCGUCUGAAUCUAAAACCGUGUCAGGAUGUUGUCUUACAGCACUUAUGAAUGACUAUGGACACACCACACGGCCUUACAGUGCUCAGUCAUGUUUAUGUUAUUUGACUGAAGUUUGUCUUUGAAUAGUUGAAUCCAUUUGAAAUGACCUCUACUUAAAUGCGUUUUUUUUGUUUGUUUUCCAUUGUUCUCGUCACUUCUACUCAGUCCAUGGAGUUUUCUUUUAUAUCAAAUCACAAUAUGAUCCAUUGUUUCACACAUAAAGCUGUCAUUCAUUCAUUUGACUGAUGAUCAUGAGUAAUUACUAAUAUCAUGGCAAUCGUUGUGUCAAAACAUCCACUGUUUACAACAGUUUAAUAGUUAGAUGUUACCACAGGUGUGUGGUGACAGCAGCUGACAGAGCUGUGUCGACGACUGUUUGACAGGGACUAGGGGCAGGUAGCUGUUAAAAAUGACCAGCUGGGGUUUUUUCUGUGGUUGGGAUGUGAAGGACGUGGCAGUGUAGGCGUCACCGCGUGCCAGAGUGCACACGAGUCCUCCUGAAACACGAGUUUAGGCGUCAGGGAGCUCAUCUCGCUGCCGCAACGCAGCGUAUAUCUCCAUUUAGCCACUUACCGAACCAUCAAUUAAGUGUAACUACGAGCUGGUGUUUCGCUCGGUUUUCCACUCAGCAGUAUUAGUUUCAACGGAGAUUAAAAUGUUUAAAAAUACAUUUCAGGAUUUGGUGCAUUGCAUUUCUAUGUGUUGAAUGACUUGAGGAUGAAAUACCACUAAAGGAUGAACGUUGAGAAUAACCUGACUGACUGAAGUAGAUUUGUCAAAAACAGCCACUUUGUUCUUAGAGUAAAUGUAGGUUUGCAAAUAAAAAACAACAACAACAGAGGAUGAGUUGAAAGAAUUUUGAGAUGAAACAAAAGAGGGGAAUUAAAGAAACCAGUGAUAAAUUGAAGGUGUAGAUGAGAGGAAGGGAAAGAAAUUGUAAAAAGCAAUGCACUGCAAGAACUUUAAUGCCUUUAAUGCCUUACCAUUUGAAAAGAGCAGAGGAGGAAAGAGGACAGACACAAACCUGGACAGUACUUGUUCUGCAGCUGGAGGACGGUUACAUGAAUGUGCUUGUGUUGACUGAAUGUAGUGAUUUUUUUAAAUAUGUGUCUUUUUGGAAUUGUGACGGUAUUUCUGAAAAACGUUUUAGAAGAACGAGCCAGUGGUCAACUCGUUUGUUAAAUAUAGAGAACUGACGCCAGAAAGGUUCAUGUCCACUGUGAUCAUUCGCUCUUUUGCUCGGUGCUAACCAUUGACUUUAUAUAUAAAUAUAUAAAAAAAAAUGACGUAGUGAAGCGAAGACCAGAAAAUAGAAUAGGGGCGGGAAUCACCAGAGACACCACGGUACGAUAUCAUCACAAUGUUGCGAUCAUAUAUCAUGGUAUACUCACACAACAGCUCUAGUGAUUUGUAUUUGUAACGUCAGAAAAAAAAAAAAUACUUCGUGUCUCAAAAAUGAUAAAAUAUUGCCACACAAAAUAUCACAAUAUUUCACUGUAUCAAAAAUUGAAUGGAAGUAGACAAAAUAACUCCUUUUGAAUCAAAGUCUAUGGGAAAAAUUAAUAUAAAUUAUUUCUCACUUGAAAAACUGACAUGGCACUGGUCAAACCGUGUGCUUUGAAACCAGAAGACAACGUCCAUGUUAUUGUCCAGUCUGUGGUGCUAACAUUACAGCAAUCUGUAUUUCAUGAUAUGAGACACUUCUGGUAGCUGGUGAUGUAAAUGUCAUGAUCAUGAGAGUCAUGAGAGUGAGACAUGCAGAAGGUGGACAGAAGUUACCUUUACUAAUUGGUGGCAUUUUCCUUUUCUAGCACACAACAAAUUAGAUGGUAACUAUGGAAACAUGCUUGAGGUUAAGCGAGGAGGUGAAAGAAUGCUGGGAAAUCCAAGUGACGAGAAAUGGCUGCCUCUGGAAUGGCAUGUGAGAUUGAGUACAUGCAUGUGCAGAACCUUAGACUGACGUGGAACCUCGUGUUAGACAAAGUUUACGUCCUAACGUUUCGUUAUGUUCAAGUGUGAGCACGGAGCAUGAGGGCAAAUGAUCCACUCUGGACAAACGGAUGAUUUUGGGUCUAUUGUCUAUCAGUCAUACAGAAAUGACUGAUGUUUUCCUAACUGUGUCAGAAUGGAGGAGGUCGUAGUUGCUCCCAAAAGUGAAACCAAAUAUAUUUCUACACCUCCUCAUGGAGGCCGUAGUGAAGGUCAUGACCUCUGGUCCCUCUUUGGGAGCAGAUGAAACAUGAACCAACACUAAGAUGUUUCCGAAAGAUGGUUUCUGGCGUUGUAGGUGGCAGUACGUAAUAUUUUGGUUUCAUUUUGCACAGUUGUAGAUCUUACAAUAUACAGUCGUCGGUGUAAAUGCUGGAUGAACAGUACACUGUGAAUAUUCCAUAAAGGUGUUUUACUGUUAAUCCACUUAAUCACUAUUCACAUAUACGGUACAAAUCACUUCACAGCAAUUUAUUUUUGUAUGUAUUUCUUUUCAAUGCUAGUCGGCGUCAGCUGGGUAAACCAGAGCCACAGAUGUUUUCCGGGCAACUGUAACAAAGAUGUAUAAUGCAUAGUUUUGUCUCUAUUACAUUAUUGUUGUUUUUAUCAGAUUCAAUUCCAGUAUUUUUUUUUCCCAUAUUCUACUUGCAAUUACAUGAAUUGUAUCUUUCAAAAUUGGGUAAAACGAACACGACUGUAUAGGUAGCACGGUUAAAUCUAUUGGGUACGUAUAGGUCUUUGGUUUUUCGGUAGCACAGAAUGAGUUGCACAAGAUGAAGGUACGAACCAGAACCCUUGUUUUGGGGCGUUCUGGUACUCCUGGUUCACCAGGUAAUGAAGGACCCAACUACUUAACCUCUCUGUCGUAGAACUAUAACAUUUUUAUUACACUGCUUGUAUCCAAAAAUUUACAAAAUGCAUUUUAUAAUGUUGUCACAAUAACAAUGAUUUUUAUCCCUGUUUUCUUGCAUUUUAUAUUUAUGUAUAUAGCAUCUUUUUGCAUUAAAAUUGUCAUUAAAAAAAAAAA